This is a messenger RNA of Anopheles funestus (African malaria mosquito), 1887 nucleotides long. RefSeq names its product actin-87E. The transcript is spliced from 2 exons. The record is from RefSeq and is a predicted model, not a curated record. Gene Ontology annotation, biological process: mitotic cytokinesis. NCBI's taxonomy places the organism in Eukaryota, Metazoa, Arthropoda, Insecta, Diptera, Culicidae. Bases 135 to 1265 code for a protein of 376 amino acids.
GGAUUAUAGUAAAUCCAAUUAGCCAGUUGUGCAGCAGAGUUUGUCCAGUAGCAGUGUAUACGACCAGCGUUGUAUCACUUUUUAGUGAAAUUUUUGCCAGCGUAAAUCGUACAAACCCCCACAGAUAACCGAAAAUGUGUGACGAUGAUGUUGCCGCGCUGGUCGUAGACAAUGGAUCCGGUAUGUGCAAGGCCGGAUUCGCCGGUGAUGAUGCGCCGCGUGCCGUCUUCCCGUCGAUUGUUGGCCGUCCCCGGCAUCAGGGUGUGAUGGUCGGCAUGGGACAGAAGGAUUCGUACGUCGGUGAUGAGGCCCAGAGCAAGCGUGGUAUCCUGACGCUGAAGUACCCGAUCGAGCAUGGUAUCAUCACGAACUGGGACGAUAUGGAGAAGAUCUGGCACCACACGUUCUACAAUGAGCUGCGUGUUGCUCCGGAAGAGCACCCAGUUCUGCUGACGGAAGCUCCCCUGAACCCGAAGGCUAACCGUGAGAAGAUGACCCAGAUCAUGUUCGAAACGUUCAACUCGCCCGCUAUGUAUGUGGCCAUUCAGGCUGUGCUGUCGCUGUACGCCUCUGGUCGUACCACCGGUAUUGUGUUGGACUCUGGCGAUGGUGUUUCCCACACCGUCCCAAUCUACGAAGGUUAUGCUCUGCCGCACGCCAUCCUGCGUCUGGAUCUGGCUGGUCGCGAUUUGACUGACUAUCUGAUGAAGAUCCUGACCGAGCGUGGCUACUCGUUCACCACCACCGCUGAGCGGGAAAUUGUGCGUGACAUCAAGGAGAAGCUGUGCUACGUUGCGCUGGACUUUGAGCAGGAGAUGGCAACUGCUGCGGCAUCUACCGCACUGGAGAAGUCGUACGAAUUGCCGGACGGACAGGUCAUCACCAUCGGUAACGAGCGUUUCCGCUGUCCCGAGUCGCUGUUCCAGCCUUCCUUCCUGGGUAUGGAAUCGUGCGGUAUCCACGAGACCGUGUACAACUCGAUCAUGAAGUGCGAUGUGGAUAUUCGUAAGGAUCUGUACGCCAACAUCGUAAUGUCUGGCGGUACCACCAUGUAUCCGGGUAUUGCCGAUCGUAUGCAGAAGGAAAUCACUGCCCUGGCACCAUCCACCAUCAAGAUUAAGAUCAUUGCCCCACCGGAGCGCAAGUACUCCGUCUGGAUUGGUGGUUCCAUCUUGGCUUCGCUUUCCACCUUCCAGCAGAUGUGGAUCUCCAAGCAGGAAUACGACGAAUCUGGCCCAGGAAUUGUCCACCGCAAGUGCUUCUAAGUUACGGGAUACGAUUGGGUGUCUCGCUGUCAGAGAGUAGAUGAUCAGUUGGAGACAUACCUAAACACACAGCGCUACACCAAAUACCAUCCAGGCUAUCUGCCGUACGACCGAACGAUGGAUAGACCGGUUCAGCUUUAAUGGCAGGGUUCGUUUACUACCCUACCCAUCUUCAACCCUGUGCCACUCAUGACCACCUUCCUGAAUCUCACCUGAAUUCGGACGUCCCUCUUUGUUACCCUUUAUCCCGCGAUCCACGACCCCGGAACAACCCAUGGAUGGUCACAUUGUAUUUCGUUACCCUUAAAUUCGGUUAAGCAUUAUUUGUUUCCUGUUUCGAGGGGUUCUUUUUUGUUUCAUACGGAACGUACUGACGUAUCAUGGAACAGUACGAAGACUGCCGCUUUUACGUGAAAUCAUCGAUAUCGUGAGCGUGAAUUUUGCCGAGAUACGGUAUUAUUUGUUCAUUUAACUCGCCUGUUAAUUAUUAGUAAUCGCGUGCUCGAGAGCAAAAAAAGAAGAAGAUAAAUUAUACUGUUAUUUUAACUUAUUACAUUUACGACGGAAGCAAAGCUAUACAAAUAAAUUAUUAAGCAAAUGUUGAAGGAGUUGGAGAACGUAA